AGAGCCUAACCAAACCAACCAAGCCGAAGGAGUCGAGCCGAGCCGCCUUCGUCUUUGCACCUCCGGUCCGCCUCCGCCGCCGCGGCGCCGCCGAUCGUGCAGCCGGCGUCAAUGGCGGCGGCCGGCGACCUGACCGACGAGGAGCGCCGCGCGCUCCGGGGGAGCAAGUUUGCGCCCCUUCCCGCGCCUACUGCUCCUUCUCGCCCCCAGCCAAGAAUGGCUCAUCCUGGAGGAGCACUGACUACAAACAAGGCUGCAGCUUUGGCAAAAUUCCUUGAGAGAAAGCUUCAGCAGCCUGAUGGGCUGGACUCUCUGAACCCAGACCUUGUCAAACUGGCUGUGAGAAAUGCAAAGGAGACAAUAAAGGCUAGCAAGGGUGAACCAUCAACUUCAGGAAGAAUAGUACGGCAUGUUUCAGCAUUUGAAGAUUCAUCUGAGGAUUCUGAGGGUUCAAGAGAUGGAGCAGAAGUCAAGGGGGUCAAAAGAAAAAGGAAGAAUAAGAAGGAUAAGAGUUGUCAACUUGAAGUAGAACAGAGCAAUAAAAAGAAGAAGAAAAAGAAAAAUAUGAAGGCUGCUAAAGAUUUCAAGGCCCAUAAAGCAUCGAAGAAGAAGAAAAAGUUGAAGUUGCUAUGAUUCUGUAACUUCUUUGGUAUCAGGGUGCUGAAAGCAUACCUCCUGUUGUCAUUUUUCUUCAUUCCAUUUGCUUUGAAGUCCAUUUGUUGUAAACACUUGCUCUUCCCGUCAUAUUUGUUCGCCUGGUAAACUACCUCUCAUAUGAUGGCUGGAAGUCUCAUUGGGUACCUGUAUGAAAUUUACAAUUUACAGUGCACAAUACAAUUAUACAAACCUGGAAAAUCCAAAUGCUGCAAAAUUGAAUUACUGGUACCGGCUUGCUGUUCGCUCACCUGGGACAAUGGAACCAGUCAAACACGAAUUUCAUUGUAUUUUAUACAACAAUAUUUUUCUUUCUUUUUGGCUGUACGAUGAUGCUGAGAUGAUGAUGAUAUGAUGAUUCAGCUCGAGAUGUCGGGGGCAAAUGAAAUGAUGG
This is a messenger RNA of Oryza brachyantha (malo sina), 1048 nucleotides long. Its product is annotated as PRKR-interacting protein 1 homolog. The record is from RefSeq and is a predicted model, not a curated record. The coding region runs from base 112 to 633 and encodes 173 amino acids. Lineage: Eukaryota; Viridiplantae; Streptophyta; Magnoliopsida; Poales; Poaceae. The transcript has 6 exons.